Molecule: messenger RNA, 3982 nt
Organism: Vespa velutina
Lineage: Eukaryota; Metazoa; Arthropoda; Insecta; Hymenoptera; Vespidae
Gene: Slimp
Product: serine--tRNA synthetase-like protein Slimp
Exons: 3
Coding region: 1-1413 (470 amino acids)
Biological process (GO): seryl-tRNA aminoacylation
Cellular component (GO): mitochondrion
Molecular function (GO): ATP binding; tRNA binding; serine-tRNA ligase activity
Source: RefSeq, a predicted model, not a curated record
AUGGCAAGCAAAUUUAUAAUACAAUAUGCUAUUAAUUACAACUUGAGUCAUUUAAAUCAUAGUUUUUUAAAAAAUAUUUUUUAUGUAACAAACAGAAAGUAUGCAUCAACACUAUAUAUUUCUGGUAGAAAUGCCAACAAAACUUUUGCAUUUAUUUCACCUUAUUUAGACUUUGAUGAACGUUUUGAUGAUAUCGAUAAAUUGCAGAGAGAAUUAAAAUUGCGUAAACUUAAUAUGGAUGCAAUAGAAAUGAAAAAAGCAUGGAACUUUUAUAAAACUAUUGAAGCAAAUAACAUAACUCUAGAAAUUAGAAGGAAAGAGGUUUCAUCAGAAAUAAUAUCAUUACGAGAAAAGAAAGAAAAAACUGUUGAAGAUGAGCAACAAUUAGCAAACUUACUUUUGCAGGCUAAAAUAAUUAAGCAAGAUAUAAAAGCUGUUAAAGAAUUGCGAUGGGAUCUAGACGAAAGUAUUAUAGAAAAAUUGUUAAAAUUACCGAAUAGAUUACAUGAAAGAACACCACCAGAAACACCUAUAAUAUUACAAAAUAUUGGAAAGUUAUGUGUUUUACCAGAAAAUAAUAGAAAAAGUCAUAUUGAAAUAGGGAAAUUACUUAAUCUAGUUGAAUAUAAAAAUCCAAUGACUUAUUAUUUAUUAAAUGACGCAGCUUUAUUUGAAUACAGAUUAUUAAAUUUAGCUGGAAAAAUACUUAGUGAUAAUAAUUUAAUCAGAAUUACAGGAUCAGAUUUUUGUCGUAGUAUAUUAGUUGAAGGUUCUAGUUUAAAUCACGAAGAUCCUAUAGAGACUUUUAUAUUAGAAAAUAUUAAUGAAUCCGAUAGAGAUUUAUUAAAUCAUAUGCAUUUAGUUGGUGGGGCAAGUUUAACAUCUAUGCUAGGAAUUCAUGCAAAACAGUUAAUAAUGCCACAAUAUUUUCCAAUAAAGUAUUAUUCAGUUGGUAGACAAUAUAAACCGAUUCCUAAAGAAACCACAUUAUCUGGUUUAUUUACUGUUUGCCAAGCAUCGGCUAUACAUAUCUUCUUAAUGAUAAACGAUACAGAAUCUAUAAAAUGCACAACUGAAUUUGAAAAAAUGUUAGAAAUUAUUUGUGAAUUUUAUAAUAAUAUUACGGAUCAUUAUCGGGUCGUUAUGCGAUCGGCACCAGAAUUACAAAUAUAUGAAGAAAUGAGAAUAUCUUUUGAAUUAUGGUCAUCUUUCUCUGAACAAUACAUUGAAGUUGGUCAUAUUUCAAUGUAUGGCAAAUAUUUUAGUAAGAGAUUAUUAAUAGGAUAUGAAACAACAGAAGGUAAAGAAUUUCCUUCGAUCAUAUCUGGUACAAUGCUCUCUGUACCUCGAAUAUUAGGAUGUUUGCUGGAAGAAAAUCCUAACAAACUUGUAAUACCUUCAAAAAAUCUUUGAACAAAUAUCUAUUUAUCAUCUAAUAGACACAGAAUUAAAUUAAAAAGAAACCAUUUUAAAUAAUUAAGAUAUUGGCAUCUAGAAAGUAUGAAAUUAUUCAUUAUAUGUUAUAUUGUAAUUAAAUGUAAAAGAAAAUAAAAUUUAUUAGGAAAUUAACAUAAGACUGCUCAUCAUUGUCUUCUAUGCGAAGUGUAUGUGACUUCAGCGACAAAUGUAGACAAAAUAUGAACUACGAGUGCAAGUUGAGAAUAUUGACCCCAUCAUGCGCUUAUCAGAUUCGUUUCACAAGUUUAUAGAAAAUAAUAAAUAUAAUUGAUACAUAUAAUAAUUAUGUAUAAUAAAUAAAUAAUAAAUUUGUGACAGAAAACAAGAUUUUGUUGAAUGUUUUGUCAAAAAUAAUUAAUGAAUACUUAUAUAUUAAAUAUAUUUAUUAAUUAUUAUUAUAGUAGAUGCCGAAACAUAUUUUGAUUUUUAUAAAAAAUAAUAUAUAAUAUUUAAAUAUAUAUUCAAUAAUUAUUAUUUUUGAUAAAAUAAUUAAUACAAUCUUAUUUUUAAUUACAAACUUAUACAUUUUAUACAUAUUUGUCAUUAAACGAAAUUAAACCGGUGCUAUAUCUUAUCUAAUAUAAAUCACUGUGAAGCUCAUGUCAGAUACUAAUGAAGGAAAUAAAUAUGAGAAAUUGGAUAUCGUAAGUUUAUUCUAGUAAUACUUUACUAAUCAUCAAGGAAGGAAGAACUUAAAAAAUUUCAGAUUCGAAUGUAAAAAAUAUAUAAAAACAUUACUUACUUCUUAUGUUAACACUUACAUAUUACGUAUUUCUAAUUGUUUAUCAACCUAAAAUAUAUUUUCAUAAUUAUAUACGCUUUACUGUUAUAUUCCGAGAAUUUUAAAAAAUGAAUAAAGAUUUUUUUUUAUUAAAUUUUGAAAAUGUAUAAUAGAUUCAUAAAAUUUACUUUUCCCAGCUCUAAAUAUUGUUUCUAUUAUUCUGUAUUUUGACGUAUAUCAAUAAAUUUUUUAAACAUUUUUGAUAUCAGGCUUCUCCAUAUGAGGACUGUGAAGUGCAUUUCUUUGUGAUUGAAAUAAAACAGAAAAUCUAAGUAUUAAUUUACGCAUGCAAUCAAACAAGUAUUCAUCUAUUUUACGGAAACAAAACACAUACACCAUUCAAGCGUGAUAUAAAAAUCAGUAGUGGGGAUACGAGUUUCUUCUCUUUUGCUGCACAUUUUAAGGAGUGCCACUAUACAAAACUUUUUCCUCGCGAAAAAUGUUGAAAACAGCGUUUAUGUCAACAAUGAAUUUAAACAUAAUUUUUGAUCGAUUUUUACGAAUAAGUUCUUAUUUUAAAGAUGAAGGUUUAAACGAUGACACGGCUUUUCUAAAUUUUUGAAAAAACUUUAUUUUUAUGCAUAAACGAUUCUAUUAGAAACAUUAUUUUUUGACAUGAGUUUUUAAAAAAAAAAUAAAACUUAUUCAAAAAUUUUAAAAAGCCAUAUACUCGUUUAAAUAUUCAUCUUUAAAAUGCAAUCUUCUUUAUCAAAAAACGGUUAAGAAUUGCAACUGGGUUCAUUGUUGGCGUUAACUAUUAUAAAGCCAGGGUUAAUGUGAGCAGUCAUAACAAAUGAUCUUAUGUUGUGUGUGUUUAUCUGUAAUUGUGUGUAUAAUCAUAAUUUUUAUAAGUUAUAACUACGACCGAUCAUAAUACGAAGAUGAGAAGAAGAAAGUUAUUUUAUAUCGAAAUAAAAUAAAUAUUUUAUUUGUAACAUCGAACAAAAUCAAAAUUUACAUAUCCAAGAAGGAUUUAAUUUGCUUUAAAUGAUGGACCAAUUAGAAAAUUCGGAAAUGCCGCCUUAUCUCAUACCUCCUUUUUUUAUAGGAUAUCUUUGUGUGUAAAGAAUAUGUUGAUAGAUAUCUCAGAAGAGAAAAAUCCUUGGUUUGGAGGACUCUCAAAGAGGGCUCUUAUUAUCUAUUGUAGCAAAAGUUUACCGUUUAAUAAGAACGUAUAAGGACUGUACAUCUGGCAAAAUAUAUGAUGAAAAUAUAACAUCUAUAUUGGCAUUCCUGUAAAAAAGUUUUUAUGAUUUAUUCAACAACAACUUGUGAAACUACCAGGACAUAGUAAAAGAUUAUGUAUGAUCAAAAAUUUAUAAACAUUAUUUAUCAAGAAUGGUACCGUCAAAGAAAGUUUUCGUGGAACUGGAUUACAAAGAAAAAAAAAAAAAGGGGAAAAAAAAAAGAAAGAAAGAACCAAGAGAAAAAAAUAAACGUCCUGGUGUAUAUCUGGGUCGACUAAAAACGAUACGUAAGAAGAUGGAAGCGCGAGGAAAGCGUAGUGAAACUGGUCAAGAGAAGCACGAGACACGGCACGUAGCAUCGCCGAGCCGCACUUGGGUCCGACCGCACCUGUGGGCCCACUGGCCGCCCACUUUUCCACUUACCCCCACUUACCGCGGUCACCAAACACCUACCGACUAUAAAGGGGACUUUUUAUCUUGCUCUCAUCUACAGCUUAUUUAUCUUCUAUUUUUUGUUCUACAGGAAACGAAGAAAAUAUAUCUUGAUUCGUUGGAA